UCCCGGAAAGCAAGACCGCGUGUACGAGUGUGUUUGCGGCCUUGCCUUCGCGAAAUCUCCUUAAAAAAGACUCUCCACCAACCAAGCGUGAACGAUAUCGUGCGCAGUUCGGUUUCUAGAAUUUCGAAAUCGUGUCGGUAUCAGCUUUUGCGCCAAAGUGCAUCCUUGGUGUGUGGCACGAUUUUCAACCAACCGGCGGUCAGCGGCCUCCUCGUGCCCGCGUGCUCCCGCCAAGGAAGGAGACGACCGCACGUGCGAAAGCGAGAAGAUAGACCUUUGUUUACAAACUCGCGGUCGAAUAUAGCCGUAUCGCUCGGAUUUUACUGCGCUCUCGCUCAGCAUCCGCUAGCUUCCGGGGGACCAACAUGAAGUACAUCCUAGUGACGGGUGGUGUGAUCAGCGGUGUGGGGAAGGGCGUGAUUGCGAGCUCCUUCGGGACGCUGCUUAGUGCGUGCGGCAUACCGAUAACGUGUAUCAAGAUCGAUCCUUAUAUCAACAUCGACGCGGGAACGUUUUCGCCCUUCGAACACGGCGAGGUGUACGUACUUGACGAUGGCGGUGAAGUGGAUCUGGAUCUGGGCAACUACGAGCGCUUCCUGGAUGUAGUGCUGCACCGGCACAACAACAUAACCACCGGCAAGGUGUAUAAGAAUGUAAUCGACGGCGAGCGGGAAGGCAAAUAUCUCGGCAAAACGGUCCAAGUGGUGCCCCACAUAACCGACGAAAUACAGGAGUGGGUCGAAAGGGUGGCAAAGACCCCAGUCAAGGAUAAUGUGGAACCGAAGGUGUGCAUCAUCGAGCUAGGUGGAACGAUCGGUGAUAUAGAGGGAAUGCCGUUCGUGGAAGCAUUCCGACAAUUUCAAUUUCGAGUGAAGAAGGAAAACUUUUGUGUGGCGCACGUCUCCUUGGUGCCUUCGCCACGGGCCACUGGGGAACCCAAGACGAAGCCAACACAAGCAAGCGUCCGAGAGUUGCGAGGGCUCGGCCUUAGUCCCGAUUUAAUCGUGUGUCGCUCGGAGAACCCGAUCGGUGAUGAGGUAAAGGAGAAGAUCAGCAACUUUUGUCACGUGGCGCCGGAACAGGUGAUCACCAUACCCGAUCUGUCAUCGAUCUACCACGUGCCGCUGAUGAUGGAGCAAGCAGGUGUCGUCGAUAUUGUAAACGAGCGGUUACAGCUUAAUCUGACCGUUCCGAGGCCACCCGGUUUCAUGCAAUCAUGGCGUGAUCUGGCCGAGCGGGUAGAGAACGUUUACAAGAAGGUCAACAUUGCGCUGGUCGGCAAGUACACGCGACUGGAAGAUGCGUAUGCUUCCGUAUCGAAGGCGCUAAUGCAUGCAUCCAUCGCCGUUGGCUACAAGCUGGAGCUUAAAUUCAUCGAAGCGUGUAAUCUGGAACGGGAUGUGAAACGGCAAAAUCCACAUUUGUACUACGAUGCUUGGCACACGCUCACCAACAGUCACGGUAUCAUCGUACCGGGUGGUUUCGGUACACGUGGUGUGGAAGGGAAGAUGCGGGCUUGCCAAUGGAGCCGUGAAAACAAGAAGCCUAUGCUGGGCAUUUGCCUCGGGCUGCAGGUAGCUGUGAUUGAGUUUGCACGAAACGUUCUCAAGCUAGAGGAUGCCGCUUCUACUGAGGUUGACGAGGAAACGCCUCAUCCCUUGGUGAUUGAUAUGCCAGAGCAUAACCCUGGCUCGUAUGGCGCCACGAUGCGUCUCGGUAAACGGACUACCAUCUUCAAAGGAGACAGCAAAAUCCGCAAGCUAUACAACGGUGUAGACCACAUCGAGGAGCGGCAUCGCCACCGGUACGAGGUAAAUCCGGAAUACGUUGCAGAGCUCGAAAAACACGGGAUGCGGUUCGUUGGGCACGACAAGGACAAACAACGAAUGGAAAUUGUCGAGCUCGACAACCAUCCGUACUAUGUAGCCACACAGUUCCACCCGGAAUAUCUAUCCCGACCUCUUAAGCCGGCUCCCGCAUUUCUUGGACUUAUUCUCGCUGCUGUUGGCAAAUUAGAUAGCUAUCUAACGACCGGGCAGUUGAGAAGGCAGCAAUUGAAUAAUCAAAAUCACCAGCUGCUUACGUGUGAAAGUUCUAGCGAUGAUGAUCUGCAACAUCAGCGUCGGACACGACCACUCAAUGGAAGUCCGGAAAAGAGCAAAAAAGGCGCAUCGCCAACGAAACAGAAUGGGGUGACUACGCCGACGACGGUGACGGAAACAAUCACGAAUGGCAAACCAUCGUAGAGACAGCAUAUUCUGGUGGUCUGGCAUAACAACGAUUUCCAAUAUUUUCAUCUACAGUCCCAGUGCAAGGAGCUACGCUUCUUCUGAUUUGUGUGGCUAAAUUUUCACUUAAAGUGGCAAUAGAAUUGUUAGGAUAGAAGGCAAAUGUUGCAGAUUACAAUUGAAUCAAGAAUACAAGUAAGAAAGUGAAAAGUAUUUGGUGUUAAGAACAAAAUAUAAUAAAUCUUGGAAUGCUUUGUGGUGAAGAAAUGUGUAGUGUAAACCGUUAUGAUAUAUUUUUAUGUGGCAAAAGUAAAACCUUAUGCAACGCUGCGGUUAACGUUAGAAAUUGAAAUCAAAUGGUAAAGCCAUGUUUUAAGUAAGACAGUUGCUGAUAUUAGGUCGAGCUAUCAGAAUACUUACUUGCUUUAAGACAUUACUUUAAAUUAGUUUUGCCAGUAAAAGGGCGAAAAAAAUAUAAUUAAAGAAUUUGAAUCGUAUCUAAACGAAUGUGUUAAAACAAACUUGUAUAAUCCCACGUAAGCAA
Molecule: messenger RNA, 2772 nt
Organism: Anopheles darlingi
Lineage: Eukaryota; Metazoa; Arthropoda; Insecta; Diptera; Culicidae
Gene: Ctps
Product: CTP synthase
Exons: 7
Coding region: 366-2246 (626 amino acids)
Biological process (GO): pyrimidine nucleobase biosynthetic process; CTP biosynthetic process
Cellular component (GO): cytoophidium; cytoplasm
Molecular function (GO): CTP synthase activity; identical protein binding
Source: RefSeq, a predicted model, not a curated record